AUGAAUAAUAGUGCUCGUAAUGAACGAAAACGUCCCAUAUCACAAAGGACCUCAUUACCACCAGCUAAACGUUUCUCUACAAUAACCAGUUCAUCUUGCUCAUUGUCGCGUCAGCAAACACGAUCGAAUGAUCGAAAAAUUGCGACGCCAAAAAGUACACCGACUUCAAAAGAAAAUAGUCGAAAGCAAACACCAUUAUCACCCAGUUAUCUUCGUCGAUCAGAACGAUGUGAAUCUUCGUCAUCCUCUUCUGUUCAUUCGACAGAGAAAACAAAAUAUUCGUCGUCAUUGCCGUCAUCAUCUCACGAUCGUUAUCCAAAAUCGAACUCGAAAUUGGACAAUAGAUUGAGUCGAAAUUCUCGUCGAAGAGCAUCCAGAUCCUCUUCUUCAUCGAGAUCCUCGUCAUUAGAAAGACGAGAUCGAACAGUACGAAAUGCAACAGCACAGAAAACAACAAUCGAAAUAAAAAAUGGAGAUGAUGAUUUUUCUUCAUUACCGAUGUCAAAAGAUACGUGUGCGACUCGAUCAUCAACAUUAAGGCCGUUAAAUGAUUUACAAAAACAACCGUCGUCCAUGAACGAAAUCAAGGCUAUACCGGCAACGAAAACAGACAUACCAAUAGCAGUGUCAAGUGAAAACAAUAGUAAAAAGAUCAUUGCUAUUGAUAAACCAUAUAAGAAACCAACGACUCAAUUACCAAGUCAAACACACCAGCCUGUCGAAGCGAAAAAUCCGUUUAAUGUUGCAGUUUUAUCGCCAUCAGCUCAAACAAUCACACAAAAAAAAGAAGAAAAAUCAUCUCGUUUAGGAACAUUAUCCAAACCUUCAACAAUAAAAACACAGGAGAGAAAGAUCGUACUGACACAAACAUCUGUAAAAGAACAAAAUGGCACUAAAAUAACUCUGUCUGAAUUAAAAUGUAACAAAUCUUCAGAUGAUAAAGACAAAACGAUCACAAUGACUAGUGCUGUUAAAGAGAAAAAAAAUGAGAAUAGCAAAAUCUAUCAUGGUCUAGUUGAUUACCCAGAUGAAAGUGAGGAUGAAACUGAUAAACAUAAGCAUCAAAGACAGUGCGAGAAACAAGGAGAUAAACCGAUCUCAACCGACUGUAACAACAAUAAUGAUUUAUUAAAAAAACGUUCAACCGACAAUGUUAUCAUACAACCACCUAAUACAAAUAUUGACGAUAAAAAAUUACCAAAAAAAGUCAAUCUCAAAGUAUUAAAACUGGUUUCUCAAACAGCUUCAGUUACUACACCAACAGUAAUAACAGCAAAUAAUAUCAAAAUGUUGUCAAGUGAUAAUUUGUUUUCAUCAGCACUACGUGUGCCAACAAAAAUUAAAUUAACAAAAACAAUUGAGCAACAAGAAGACAAGAAACCUAAUAACAGCAACAAUGCAGUUAUAUUUGAACGGAAAAAAUCGAUAUCCUAUGCAUCACCCGAUUUAUUGAGUGAUACAAGUUUAAAUACAACGUAUGAAUGUGAAAAAGAAGAAUGUUUAUCGAUAAAAAAGGAUGAAAAUCAUUUUAAACCAGAUGCCUUAGACGAAUCCUUGUCGAUUGUAAGUGAUACAGUAUCAUUAACAUCUGUCAGUAUUCCACAAACUAAACUAAAAAUUACUCAACAAGAAGAAAAUAAUGAACAAAUACCACUUUCUCCACCUUCCAGUAUUAAAUCACCAUUAAUUAAGAACGAAUACAAUACUCAGACAUACGCUUACGAAAAAUCCGAUGAAGCUCAAGAUUUAAAUAUAUCAAAUGUUGAGCAAGAAGCAGAGAAAAUAUCCUCAAUUGCUGUCACUUCACCUCAAGUCGUAGAUGAUAAACCACAAGAUAAUUUUCACAUUCCACCAACAAUAGAACUAUCACCAAAUUCAUUGUCGUCAUCUCCUGAUUUAUCUUCAAACUCAUUUAGUGAUGAUGAAAAGAAAGCAAUGAAUUCGUACAAGCGUCGUUAUCGUUCAUUAUCAUCAUCUUUAGCUGCCUGUUUCGAUUGUCGUCCAUCUUUAUCAUCCACAACUCCGGUAAAAUCGAAAUCUUUAACACGAAUAAAACCACUGCCAUCAUCAACAAUGCUCAGUGCUAAGCAAGAUGAGAUAGUGUGCGAGAAUAACCAACAAGAACCACAGUUAGAACGAAAACUCACAAUAGAAAAACAGUUAAAUAAAACGAAGGUGUCAAAUGGUAGAAUAAUAAAAAUAACAAAACGACAAUAUAAAAAGAGACAGUCAGCUGUAUCACGGAUACAGCAACAAACACAACCGAUUGAAGAUGAUGAAGAAAGAUCCGCGAUUAUUAAAGCUGUAAUGGAUCAAUUAAUACGCUCUACGGAAAUGGAAAUGGUGAAUUUUUUGCUAAUGGCAAAACGUUCUACAGCGACUGAUCGAAAUCAACUAGUAACAUCCUAUUGUGAAUACUCAAGUAAACCGUUAUCAUUAAAUGUAGAACAACCACCAAUUUUUAACACUACAUUAUUAUCGACAUUGUCAACUUCUAAUAAACAGUUAUCUCUGGAAGAAAACAAAUCACUUGAAUUUUCAUCAACCACUGUAAAAAACACAAUCAAUUGUAAUGAGAAUGUUGAAAUGACGAAAGUUGCACAAUGUAACCAUGAGUGUCCAAUAAAUUGUUAUCAGCAUCAUGCUGUUGCAUCAUCGCCACUUGUACAAGAAGAUAUUGCAGUUUCGAGUGGUCGUCAACCGGUUGUUUUAACAGAAAUACAAUUGGAUGAAUUAGCUUAUUUACUUCAUGCUAAUGUUCAUCGAAGUGAUAUAGAGAAGAUUAGUGAUACAAACAAAGUUGAAGAACGAAUGAGAGAUUUAUGGCGAUCAAUGAGUACCACAAAAAAGAAAGCCUAUUAUACAAGAGUUUUAAAUUUGCAUAAGAGACCAAAUCGAGGUGUUGUUGUUGUACCAGCUGAUGAAAUUGGAAAUUCAACAACGCCUAUUCUUCAACCUCCAACAACAUCUGUUUCUCCAUCGACCAUCACACCGCCAUUGUCAUCAACACCAACUUCAACAAUAAAUCCCUUUGUUUCAACUCAUCGUUCACCAUCACCAUUGUUGUUUCAGUCGAUUUCAACUCCAGUUAACGUUGAAUUCGAUAUGUUAAUGCAAAAAAAUGAUACAUCACCAUCACAAAAACAACAUCCACAGGAACAAAUAAUCGAAAUCGCUCCAUCGAUUGCCUAUGUCGAUCCUCAACAAUCAAAGUCGUUCAUUUUCAAGGAUAUAAUAGAUGAAUUAAUAAAAGGCAGUAAAGGUUUAGAUAAAUUAUGUCAACCAUCAUCCGUUUUAAAUUCUAUACAACACUUUAUUCAAUCAUCUCAGGAAAAACAAAUCGAUACUUUAAAAAAAUUAGAAAAAGAUGCAGAAAAGAAAUGUGCAAUUCAAUUCACUAGAGCUACGCUGUUUUGGAGACAACGUGUAACAUAUUUUUUAACAAAACAUUCAUCAACAGCUGUUAUAGAAUACACGAAUGAAAUUGAACGUAUAGUCAAAUAUUACUAUUUACUUGUUUUAUGUAAGUAUUUGUUUUGGAAAUGUUCACUUGAUAAUAAGUUUUUAUUUUUAUUUUUUCUCAAAGCAUUAAAUUUUCGACGCCAAGAAAAAGAAUUUGAAAAUACAUUAACGACAUUUAUGAAUGAAAAACUAACGUUCAAAGAUACAUUACGUUCAUCAACAAUCACUGAUAUAUUGAAUGAGUUAGCUAAUAAUCCAUUGUUAUCCAAUGAUUUUUUGAGUUCACAAUCAAUUGUAAUUAAUAACAUUGAAUAUGCAUUACCGUCCAUACAUAAUACUGAAUUAGAAUGCGAAAUAAUCGAACAAAUGAAAAAUGAUGACGUUGUAGAAACAACAAUAUCCUUUCUUGACGUUGAUGAAGUGGCUAAUUUUCUAUCUUGCUGUGAUCGAAUGUUUUCCAUGACACAUUCGAAUAUGAAUGCAUGUGCUGCUCCCUACUGUUCACAUUAUCCACCACAGCAACCAAUGUUUAACCAAUAUCAGCAACCAAUUCUUCCCCAACAAUACACUAAUAAUGUUUGUUAUUUUGCAUCACCGCCUUUAUCAACAAUGAAUCCCGCAAUGAAUUAUUUUGAAUCGCCUUAUAUCUUAGCACACGAAUCCACCCAUCCGUCUUAUUAUAAUCCAUCCUUAUAUCCUGCUACUCAAUAUUCAGUAAUUCAACAAUCUCAACAACAACAACAACAGCAACAACAACAAUAUUAUCAAUCGUUCCAGCAACAUGCAUUUGACUGCUAUUAUCCGUCUACCACUGUUGGAUGUCAGACACAGCACCAUAAUCCAUUUCACCACGCUCAACAACAACAAUAUCAUCAGCAAUUAGAAGCAGAUGUUUCAUUUCGUCGUGCUGCUUCGUUAAACAGAAAAUAUACUUAUUCAAAUAAUGCUCAACAACAACAACAACUAACAGCCACCACUGUAGCAUCAUCUACUACAACUCAAGCAAUGUCACCGACGUAA
This is a messenger RNA of Didymodactylos carnosus, 4482 nucleotides long. The record is from the annotation of a GenBank genome assembly. Lineage: Eukaryota; Metazoa; Rotifera; Eurotatoria; Philodinida; Philodinidae.